AUGUUGUUUACUUCGCGUCUGAUCGAUAGUUCUUUUUUGAUACAACCAAUCAAGAUAGAAAACGUCAUCAGCGAAGGGUGGAUUUCUAUCCUUAGGUCGAGGCUUUGUAGUUCCUGGAAAACCUGGGCCUGGUCAAGAAAGAUCAAGCCGAAGCCACAGUGUCGUCCAGGAAUUUACAGACGAAAACCAAAAUUACGGAAAACCGGGCUUGAUCGAUGGAAGGUGCUGGUAACGGAAAACACUUACAAGCUUGGACCCGAUAACAAGUUCUCACCGGCUAAAGUGGAAGAGGUAGCACAAAGUGUUUUGCAAAAAGUGCUCGCAGAAUCGGUGUACGACCCUAAAACUUGUCGAACACAAGCAAUGGAGAUCGGAGACGAGAUUCUCAGUCAAGUCAAGGCACUCGGUUUCGAUCGAUACAAGAUCGUUUGUUUGACAAAUAUCGGCAAAGUUAACGAUCAGACGAUACGAAUCGGUAGCCGCUGCUGUUGGGACCAGAACCUAGAUAACUACGCUGAGGCUGUUUACACUAAUAGUACACUGUUCGCUGUCACCGCUAUCUACGGAAUCUAUCAGGAGUGAGACCUUAUUGGUACUCUCGACGACCUGUUUAUUUUUUUGUAAUUAAAAAAAAAUUAACUUCA
This is a messenger RNA of Nematostella vectensis (starlet sea anemone), 644 nucleotides long. Its product is annotated as dynein light chain Tctex-type 5-A-like. Gene Ontology annotation, molecular function: dynein intermediate chain binding. Lineage: Eukaryota; Metazoa; Cnidaria; Anthozoa; Actiniaria; Edwardsiidae. The record is from RefSeq and is a predicted model, not a curated record. Gene Ontology annotation, biological process: microtubule-based movement. Gene Ontology annotation, cellular component: cytoplasm; cytoplasmic dynein complex. The transcript is spliced from 3 exons. The coding region runs from base 1 to 582 and encodes 193 amino acids.